CGAUACCGUCCGUAUUAUACAUUAACGACUCCCCAAACUUCCUCUCCGGACGCACCCCCUCCGGCACCCCAGCGGCCACCUCCGCCGCCCAUGGAGGCCGCGACGGCGCCCCACCACCGCCUCCUCGCCGCCGUGGACGUGGGCACGAACUCCUUCAAGCUCCUCGUCGCCUGCGCCCUCCCCUCCGGCCGCCUCCUCGCCCUCGACCGCCUCAAGGAGCCCGUCCUCCUCGGUCGCGGCCGCCUCCCCGACGGCUCCCUUUCCCCCGACACCCUCCUCCGUGCCCUCGCCGCCCUUCGCUCCUUCGACGCCGCCCUCCGGCCCCUCCCCCUCCACGGCCCUCCCCGUCUCGUCGCCACCUCUGCCGUCCGCGACGCCCCCAACCGCGCCGACCUCCUCUCUAUCGUCCGCUCUGACCUUGGCCUCGAUGUCGAAGUCCUCUCCGGCGAGGAGGAGGCCCGACUUAUCUACCUCGGCGUCCUCCAAUUCCUCCCCGUCUACGGGAAAUCCGUGCUCACCGUUGACAUCGGCGGGGGUUCUACCGAAUUCGUCGUCGGGAAGCGCGGGGAGGUUCAAUUCGCGACCUCCCUGAACCUAGGACACGUUUCUCUGACCGAAUCCUUCAUCAAAAAUGGAACUUUGGUUGAUCUCCGCCGCCACAUCCGGUCGGCACUCCGCCAAUCGCCACUCAUCAAGAUCAGGGAGCUCGGAUUCGAGGUCGCCGUCGGGUCCUCGGGAACUAUCCGGUCGAUAGAAAGGGCGAUCUUUCUUAGUGGCUACGACGAUCUUAUGAGCAGCAGAGAAUUCAGCAGGGAGUGGAGGUUCAGUCGAGAGGAUUUGAGGCUUCUUGUUGACAAGCUUCUUGGAUUGGGGUUGGGAGACGUGGAGGGAGUGAGGAGAUUAGGGUUUUCAAAGAAGAGAGGGGAGUUUAUAGUUGCUGGCGGUGUCUUGUUGCUGGAAAUCUUUGAAGCUCUUGGCAUUGAGAAUAUGGAGGUCUCUGGGUAUGCACUGGGGGAAGGGGUUAUCUCUGAGAUGCUUGCAAGCGAGUGCAUGGAUUUUGAUGUGAAUGCUAAUGUUCGUUGGCAAUCGGUGAUCGGCCUUGCAAUGAGAUUUGACAGUGAUAACAGGAUGAAAUUGGCUGCACGGUGUGUUGGCAUUGCCAAGGAGCUUUUUGAUGGUAUUAGAAGAUGUGGUGACCUCACGAAUUGCUUGAGUAAAGCUGCAAUUUGUUUGGAUGAAAAAGAUUUUGAGUACCUCGAAGCUGCAAUCUUGCUUCAUAAUAUUGGACUACUCAUCGACAAGAAGGGCUAUCACAAACGCUCAUACAAGAUAAUCAAGAAUGGUGGGCAUCUUCAUGGUUACAGUUCUGAAGAGAUAGAGAUUGUUGCUCUACUUGCUAGAUUUCACAGGAAAAAGUUUCCAAGAGCUGAUCAGGGCUCUCUAAAAGAAUGUUCAGAGGAGAUGAAAAAGAAGAUUAGAGUUCUUUGUGCAAUUAUGCGGAUUUCUCUAGCCCUACAAAAAUGCCAAUGCGUGAUAUUUCAAGGACUGGAAAUUUUUCAUACUGGUGGUGUUUUUAAACUGGUACUUAGUAAACUAAAGGACCAUUUGCUAGUUUCUCAUGAUGUGCAGCUGAAAUCAGAAACUAUUGAGGCUGAACUACGGCCAGAGUUGGAUCAUUUUAAAGAGGUAUUCCAGCAAAAAAUCUGCGUCACGAUCUCGAGUGCAAACAUUGAGAAGUCAGCACAGGUACUGUAGCUGCUAUUUAUCCUGUAUGAUUUUAUCAAUGAUGCUGUAAAAACUGUCAGAUCUUGCUUUGUGAAGGAACUAUAGUGAAUCCUGACUCCAGGUUUCACCAAAUGGCAAUUCUACAGAUUUUUAAAACAUCUGGCUGAUGUAAAUACAUGUUUGGAAUGGGAUAUACUAUUUUUUAUUGUGGGGAAGACAAUAAAUGUGCAGAUUUCCCAGCUCAGUUAUGAAGACUAAAACAUGAUCUCUUGAUUCUUUUAUUAGAGGAUGCUAACAAAAAUAGAUGGUAUAGGUUGUCAAAGUUGUUAAGCUAACUCAAAAUUCUAAGAACUGUGUAAAUUGUUUUUUAAAGGCAAUACCAACCCUAAAGUCAUUCUUUUA
Molecule: messenger RNA, 2127 nt
Organism: Phoenix dactylifera (date palm)
Lineage: Eukaryota; Viridiplantae; Streptophyta; Magnoliopsida; Arecales; Arecaceae
Source: RefSeq, a predicted model, not a curated record